AUGGAGGUCCCCGGCCGAGGUCCCCCAGGCGAGGCUCCCUGGAAGAAGCUAUCUAAGGAGGAGUUGGAGAAUCAGUACAGCCCCAGCAGAUGGGUCAUCCGACAGGGAGCCGAGGAGACCCUGAGGACCUACUCACACAUAGGAGACGAGGCCACCAAGAAGGCCCAGGCCACCAGGAGGAGCCUGCUGCAUGUCCCCUACGGGGAUGGUGAAGGGGAGAAACUGGACAUCUACUUUCCCAGGGAAGUGUCUGCAGCCUCACGUUUCUGUCUGUUCUUUCACGGAGGGUACUGGCAGAGUGGAAGUAAAGACACAUCAGCCUUCAUGGUCAACCCACUGACAGCACAGGGAGUGGCCGUGGUGGUCAUGGCUUAUGACCUUGCCCCCAAAGGUACCCUGGACCAGAUGGUAGACCAGGUGACUCGAAGCAUUGCAUUUGUCCAGAAGCAGUAUCCGUGCAAUGAGGGACUUUACCUGUGCGGGCACUCAGCAGGGGCCCACCUGGCUUCCAUGAUGUUCCUGACCAACUGGACCAAGCAUGGAGUCACACCCAACCUCAAAGGCUUUUUCCUGGUAAGUGGGAUCUAUGACCUGGAGCCCAUUGUGUAUACCACUAUCAACGCCCCUCUCCACAUGACCUUGGAGGAUGCUCAGAGGAACAGUCCCCAGCUGCUCCUGGAGGCGGCCGUGACGCGGCCCUCGGAUCCAGCCUGCCACGUGCUGGUGACUGUGGGCCAACACGACUCCCCUGAAUUCCACCGACAGUCCAGGGAAUUUUAUCAGGUACCCCCAGCACCCUGCCUCUGGCCAGAGGUUGAGGGUCCUGUGCUCUCAUUACCUUCCUCUUUAUUUCACCAAAAGGGACCCCAAGACCACGAGCCAUUUAUUCAACAAAUACUUAGCGAGGGCCUAGUACAUGCCCGGUGUGGUGUGGAGCUCCCCGACCCUGCUGUCUCCUGCUUUGCUCAUUUCUCCACCCAGACACUGCGCCGAGGAGGGUGGAAUGCCUCGUUUGAAGAAAUCCAUGAUGUGGAUCACUUUGAAAUCAUUUGGAACCUAACCCAGAAGGACUUCGUGCUCACCCAGGUGGGGCACAUGCUUUCACUGUGGAGAGCGAGGUUGCCCCUGCACAGGAGAGGUGGGGAGGUGGGGAGCACGGAGGAGCCACUUUACUGGAUCUUUGGCCUCCAGGAGGCUGGGAUCCUGAUGGUAAGAAUUGAGUACCCCAUUAGCUUCCUCUACUUCACCCCCUUCUGA
Molecule: messenger RNA, 1257 nt
Organism: Mirounga angustirostris (Northern elephant seal)
Lineage: Eukaryota; Metazoa; Chordata; Mammalia; Carnivora; Phocidae
Gene: AFMID
Product: arylformamidase
Exons: 9
Coding region: 1-1257 (418 amino acids)
Molecular function (GO): lipase activity
Source: RefSeq, a predicted model, not a curated record